GAGCUGGCGGUGCCUGACGGCGCAUCUGACGCGGAGUUGGGUGGAGUAGAGAGUAGGGGGCGGUAGUCGGGGGUGGUGGGAGAAGGAGGAGGCGGCGAAUCACUUAUAAAUGGCGCCGAAGCAGGAUCCGAAGCCUAAAUUUCAGGAGGGUGAGAGAGUGCUGUGCUUUCAUGGACCUCUUCUUUAUGAAGCAAAGUGUGUGAAAGUUGCCAUAAAGGAUAAGCAAGUGAAAUAUUUUAUACAUUACAGUGGUUGGAAUAAAAAAAGUGCUGUGAGGCCCAGGCGCUCUGAAAAAACUUUGAAGACACGUGAGGAUAUUGUAGCCCUUUUUCCUGUUCCUGAAGGAGCUCCCUCAGUACACCACCCCCUCCUGACCUCUAGUUGGGAUGAAUGGGUUCCAGAGAGCAGAGUACUCAAAUACGUGGACACCAAUCUGCAGAAACAGCGAGAACUUCAAAAAGCCAACCAGGAGCAAUAUGCAGAGGGCAAGAUGAGAGGAGCUGCACCAGGAAAGAAGACAUCUGGUCUGCAGCAGAAAAAUGUUGAAGUGAAAACAAAAAAGAACAAACAGAAAACACCUGGGAAUGGAGAUGGCGGCAGUACCAGUGAGACACCUCAGCCUCCUCGGAAGAAAAGGGCCCGGGUAGAUCCUACUGUUGAAAAUGAGGAAACAUUUAUGAACAGAGUUGAAGUUAAAGUAAAGAUUCCUGAAGAACUAAAACCAUGGCUUGUUGAUGACUGGGACUUAAUUACCCGACAAAAACAGCUCUUUUAUCUUCCUGCUAAGAAGAAUGUGGAUUCCAUUCUGGAGGAUUAUGCAAAUUAUAAGAAAUCUCGAGGAAACACCGAUAAUAAGGAGUAUGCUGUGAAUGAAGUUGUGGCAGGUAUAAAAGAAUACUUCAACGUCAUGUUGGGCACUCAGCUGCUCUACAAGUUUGAGAGACCACAGUAUGCUGAGAUCCUUGCAGAUCACCCUGAUGCACCCAUGUCCCAGGUGUAUGGAGCACCUCAUCUACUGAGAUUAUUUGUACGGAUUGGUGCAAUGUUGGCCUAUACACCUCUUGAUGAGAAGAGCCUUGCUUUAUUACUGAAUUAUCUUCACGAUUUCCUAAAGUACCUGGCAAAGAAUUCUGCAACUUUGUUUAGUGCCAGCGAUUAUGAAGUGGCUCCCCCGGAGUACCAUCGGAAAGCUGUGUGAGGGGCUCACUCGCUCAUCUGUGUUUGGAUCUCUGUAAACACAUUUUUGUUCUUAGUCCUUCUCUUGUACAAACUAUGUACUUUGAAGAUGUUAGUGUACAACAGAAUUGAUGUUUGUUUCUGUUUGAUUUUAAACAGAGAAAAUAAAAGGGGUUCGGCUCCUUUUUCCUUUUCUUUCUUUUCAUUUCAAAGUUGCUGCCAGUGUAUUCAAUGAUGGAC
Molecule: messenger RNA, 1416 nt
Organism: Tupaia belangeri chinensis (Chinese tree shrew)
Lineage: Eukaryota; Metazoa; Chordata; Mammalia; Scandentia; Tupaiidae
Gene: MORF4L1
Product: mortality factor 4 like 1
Exons: 13
Coding region: 110-1198 (362 amino acids)
Biological process (GO): regulation of DNA-templated transcription; chromatin organization
Cellular component (GO): nucleus; NuA4 histone acetyltransferase complex
Source: RefSeq, a predicted model, not a curated record